AUGGGGAAGGCCAUGUGCUCUGAUGAGGAUACACCAUUAGCACCUAGAAACUCUGCCCUCUGUCACCUACAGCAAGAACAAGGAGGAGAUGGUGCAAAGAUGAGGAAUUUCUUUGUAGUUGUGAAUAUUCUGGCACUAACUCUUCCCUUCUUGUGCCUUGAAACGGAGGGAAUGAUUGAUCAGAAAAGUGUCCUGUAUACACCAGUUCACUAUGCACUGAAGAGCAAUCUUGGUUAUGAACCUAAUUACUACCACUAUAGCCCCUCUGCACCUGUUAGCCCGUACAUGUAUUACCCAUUUGUCGUAAAACUACUUCUGCUUAGCUCUCCAGUCCAGGCCUCCAAAUGGCAACCAAUGCCAAAUUUCCCCCAGUCUAUUGGGGUACCUCGUCCUGUUCCAAGCCCGUCCUUUCUUGCCUUUCCCACAAAGGAAACUCAAGAAAGCACCGACAGUUCAAACAUCAGUAACCCUGCUGCUAUUGAGCCUACACCAGCUCCUGUGUCUGAACCAGUGAUGACUACUGAGGUCAUUCCUGAAGGUUCCACGGUGCCCAUCAAUAUUCCAGAGACUGCCACAGUCCCAGUGUUAACAACUGCAGCAUAA
Meriones unguiculatus (Mongolian gerbil) is the source of this 603-nucleotide messenger RNA. It is a transcript of the gene Csn3, whose product is annotated as casein kappa. The record is from RefSeq and is a predicted model, not a curated record. Gene Ontology annotation, cellular component: extracellular region. Lineage: Eukaryota; Metazoa; Chordata; Mammalia; Rodentia; Muridae. The coding region runs from base 1 to 603 and encodes 200 amino acids. The transcript is spliced from 3 exons. Gene Ontology annotation, biological process: lactation; protein stabilization.